This is a messenger RNA of Fusarium mangiferae, 1497 nucleotides long. RefSeq lists its product as uncharacterized. The transcript has 2 exons. The coding region runs from base 1 to 1497 and encodes 498 amino acids. NCBI's taxonomy places the organism in Eukaryota, Fungi, Ascomycota, Sordariomycetes, Hypocreales, Nectriaceae. The record is from RefSeq and is a predicted model, not a curated record.
AUGGCCCAAGACAAGUUUCAGCUUCAUGUCAACCCUUGGCGCGAGGUACUACUGAUGCGCGCUACCGGUUACCCUCUGUUGAUCAUAAGCAUGUUACGAUUCACCUUUGCUAUUACCGCUAUUGGCAGAAGGCGUGCUAAGUACAAUUAUGCAUUCCAACACAGAGACUCAAAUGGCCCAGGGAUCUUCGCAUAUCCUCAGCCUGUAUCCGACGAGCACUAUGUUGACUAUGGCCUCGCUCAGUUUGAUGGUCAAGCACACGCUGUUGAGUCUCUGCUAUAUGUCUACAUGGCUCUGAGCCUAGUCGACUGGUUUCCAUCCUGGAUCUUGGCAAGAUACAGACACAAUCCCGUCUGGGCUAACGGGUGGACGUCAAGAUUCGUUAUACUAGCUCAUGCACUCGUGCCUGCUGUGCACUUAGCAAUCGCCAUUGCUUGCCAAGUCAUAUUCGCGGCGCUAGUACACGACUGGCUCAGUUCACCACGAAUCCGAGGCUUGCUUGAUAGGUGGGAGGAGCUGGGCAGACAACCAUUGGAACCGAGCACGCCCCUCCCUCCAGACCUUCCACCGCCUCCCCCUCCCCCUCCUCCUCCAAGAGGUGACUACAUUAGUAAAAAUCCAAAGAAACAAGAGAUAGACCCAGUUGUCACAUGUGUGUUGGCGUUCGUCGUCCUCUCAGCCAUAGAUGCCUUCAUCCGCUGGGCCAAGCUCCUCGUCCUACGAGUUUUCCCAACAUCCUGGAGGUAUCCGGACUCUAUCACUGUUUGCCAUCGACAGGUUUCUUCUGAGAGUCUACAGUGCCUUGAGGAAGAUCGAAAAGAAUGGAAUGGGCCGGUAGCCGCAAUGUUCGAAAAGCAGCAGAACCGUAGAUUGAGCUUUGGGCGCCCUACUACCCAGGCGGCUGUUCAGUCUCCAGGAAAUGCAACUACUACUCCAAGUACUGCCCUGAGUCACGGCCAACUGAAUUCUCCGGGGAAUAUACAUCUUGCUCCCAUUCUCCUUCGUGAUGGCCUCCGGAUCCCGAGGGAAUACCAAAAACUCUUUCUCCAUUACUUCGUUGGCUAUAUGCAGUGGGAAAUAGUACUUGGCUUUUCCACAAUUGGACUUGUUCUCAAUACGAUCUACCUGGUACUUCUACAGAGGUCCAAUCGCGUGUGUAACAGCGGCUGCACUGUGGGAAUAGUAUACCCUUCUUGGUGGCUAUUAACUUUGCUAUGUAUUGCCGCUAUAGUACGCUUUAGAAUACCAUUUCAACGUGUUAUCUGGAGGGGCACGCAUUCCAUCUGUGUUGUCCAUGUUAUUGCUUUGUGCUUUUGGAUUGGGACCAUAUUAUUACUUGUAGGUCUAGUGCUGAUGGUUACUGCGGAUGAUUUCCUCAACAGAUCGGAAAAUGAUGGUGCCAUAGUCGGCCUCAACAUAGGCCGUGUUAUGCUUGUUGGCAUCUGGAUAACAUUGGUGUACAUAUAUCCGCCUUGGAGAAGGUACUUUAGAAAAUAA